UCGUCGCGGCCUCAGCGAAUUCGCAUUCGCAACUCGAGAGUUUUUCAGGGGGAGUAUGGUGGGGUAGGGUAUACUCCCCUCCCCCAUCUCCAUACAAUAAUAACAGGCAGCAACAGACAAGAGUAGAGUUGUGUGUGGAUGGCUGGCUGGCUGGGCUGGCUGGCUGGCUGGUUGUGCCUGUGCCCCGUUUGGCUUCAGUUUUCCACAAUGCCGUCGUCGUCGUCAUCAUCAUCGUAGUCGUAGUCGUCGUGUGUGUUGUGUGCCCCGUUGCCGUUGCCGCUUGUAUUAAGUUUGUUUUGAGUUUUUCCGUAUCAAAAUGUGCAAAACGAUUUCAGUCUAAUUCAGACGCUCGUGCUGAGAAGACUUUUGGCCCUGUUUUGUUGGCCAAUAUACAAACCGUACGUAACGCAACGAGGACGAGACGAACUACUGAUUGGUGUACUGAGUGUGCUGCAAGUUACGAGCAAAUGCAACUCUACGAAUACGUAGUGCGCGUAACGUAACUCACACAUACAUACAUACUAUACUACACACAUACGUAUGUACUUAUCAACUUGCACACACACGUACACACGCAUACUAUAAUGAAAUAGAAACGCGCGUCGCGAUAAACGAUAACGAUAGCAAGCAAUAUGGCAACCCUGGAGUCAACAUCACAACGCAACGAUCGCAGCGAAACGGAAACGGGCAACGAAACGAAUGUAGAGCAGGCCCAAUCAGCUCAAAGGCAACGCAGUGGUGGAGGUGGCAGUAAUGGCGGUGGUGGUGGUGGUGGCAUCACUCCCACUAAAAGUCAACCCGAUUCACCAUCAAACAAGACAGAGGAUCAAAAAUCUGAAAGUACCCCUGAACAGCGUAGAUCACCGGGGGGAGUGCGGGGAGCUGAUGGAGCCGGUUCUUCGCCUGUGGCUUCACCACCGGCACGCAGUUCAUCAGCUGCCUCACCCAAUUCAAAUUCGGCGCAGCAAUUUUGCUUGCGCUGGAACAAUUAUCAGACGAAUCUAACCACAAUCUUUGAUCAGCUUUUGCAAAAUGAAUGCUUUGUGGAUGUAACUCUGGCCUGCGAUGGCCGUUCACUGAAGGCUCACAAAAUGGUCCUGUCCGCAUGUUCGCCGUAUUUUCAAACGCUACUGGCCGAAACACCCUGCCAACAUCCCAUUGUGAUCAUGCGCGAUGUGAAUUGGUGUGAUCUGAAGGCCAUUGUAGAGUUUAUGUAUCGCGGUGAGAUCAACGUGAGCCAAGAUCAAAUUGGUCCACUUCUAAGGAUAGCAGAGAUGCUCAAAGUUCGAGGAUUGGCGGAUGUUACGCACAUGGAGGCGGCCGCCACUGCCGCAGCGGCAGCAGCUGCAGCAGCAGCGGUUGCCACGGCUUCCGCUUCCUCGACGACGUCUGAGCAACAGCAGGUUUCAUCACCCAAAGAGACACAGCGCGAGGCUGCCGAGCGAGAGGCGGCUGAAGAGUUGUUGGCAUUCAUGCAGCCGGAAAAGAAAUUACGUUUGGGCGCUACCGAUUGGGGAGACUAUGGUGGCGGAGGGGAGUUACGUCUCUCCCCCCUCGAACGGCCACAAGUUGCACGCAAUGUGAGGAAACGUCGUUGGCCAUCGGCCGAUACCCCCAUGCCCAUAUUCAAUCCGCCCUCGAGUAGUCCAUUGAGCAGUCUCAUUGCGGCCGAGCGUUUGGAGCAAGAGCAAAAAGAGCGCGAACGUCAGCGUGAUUGUUCGCUAAUGACGCCGCCACCGAAACCCAGUGGAGCAACGACACCGCGUCGACUUACCGAGAUACAUGGCCUAGAUAUGCCAUCACCUGCGACGACACCAGCUCCGGCGAUCGGCCUUGGACGAUCGGCCAGGACUUUGGCUCCUAGUCCACAACAGCAGCAUCAGCAACAACAACAGCAGCAACAACAACAACAACAACAGCAGCAGCAACAACAACAACAGCUUCAGCAUUCCCUGCACUCACAUUCGCAUUCGCUCCAUCAUCCACCGCCACCCCCUCCACACCCGUCAUCACAUCCACCGCCCCAUCAUUCUCAAUUAGGCCACUCAUCGCCGGCAUCAAGUCAAUCUGGAGCUUCCGCAGCGGUUCAUCAGGCUGCCUCAUCGGCGGCUAGUUCGCCAGCCGGUGGCGAUGGUCGCUUCCCCCUGGGACCAGCAGCUGCUAUGGCUGCUGCGGCCAUGGAGCUUAGUGCAUUGGGCCCGCCUACAGAGCCACGCCUACCACCGCCACCGCCGCACCAUCAAGGAGGAUCGACAGCGUCGUCUUCAUUAGCCGAUGAUAUGGAGAUCAAGCCCGGCAUAGCUGAAAUGAUACGUGAAGAAGAGCGGGCCAAAAUGAUGGAGAAUUCUCAUGCCUGGAUGGGUGCUACCGGAUCCACGCUGGCAGCAGAUAGCUAUCAAUAUCAAUUGCAAUCGAUGUGGCAAAAAUGCUGGAACACCAAUCAAAAUCUAAUGCAUCAUAUGCGUUUCCGUGAGCGUGGUCCAUUGAAAUCCUGGCGUCCCGAAACGAUGGCCGAGGCCAUCUUUAGUGUCCUCAAGGAGGGACUCUCUCUGUCGCAGGCGGCACGCAAAUAUGAUAUACCAUAUCCCACCUUUGUUCUAUAUGCGAAUCGUGUCCAUAAUAUGCUUGGACCAUCCAUCGAUGGAGGUCCCGAUCUGAGGCCCAAGGGCCGUGGCCGGCCACAGCGCAUUCUGCUUGGCAUUUGGCCGGAUGAGCAUAUCAAGGGUGUGAUCAAGACUGUGGUGUUCCGUGAUGCCACCAAGGAAUUGAAGGAUGACUCCGCUUUGGGAUUGGGUGGUCAUAUGCCGCCCUAUGGUCGUCAUUCGCCCGUAUUUCCCUUGCAGGACAUGAGCUUAAGCUAUCCGGGAGCUGCUAGCGCCGCAGCUCUGGCUUGUUCCAAUGGCAUGGGUGGCGGCGGAGCUGGAGUUGGUGUGGGAGUGGGAGGCGGUCCGUCGGUUGUCGGCGGACCCGGGCCGGAUCAGGGCCAAAUGUCACAGGAGACGGCAGCUGCUGUCGCCGCUGUGGCCCACAAUAUACGCCAGCAGAUGCAGAUGGCCGCUGCAGUGCAGCAGCAGCAUCAGCAUGGGGAAGCGGGACCGCCACCAGGGCUCUUCAAUUUGCCACCACAUCUGGCUGGCAGUGGUCCGGUGUUGGGUAGAGGGAGCAGCAUUUCGCCAGCACUGAGCAGUGGCUCGGGCCCCAGGCAUGCGCCACCCUCAUCGCCCUGCGGUCCCGCCGGUCUUAUGCCGAAUCUGCCGCCCAGCAUGGCCGUUGCUCUGCAUCGUGGCGAUCCGGCAGCAGCCCAAGCUCUGAUCAGUCACCAGCAACAGCAGCAACAGCAGCAGCAGCAGCAACAGCAUCAGCAUCAUCUCCAGCAAUUGCAGCAGCAGCAUCAUCAAGCCCUGCAGCAACAACAGCAACAGCAACAACAACAGCAGCAACAGCAACAUCAACAAGCGGCAGCUCAUCAUGGGCUAACGCACAAAUCGAGCGGUUUCGGUGCCAGUUCCAUGCCAGCGGCCAAUGUCGCCUCCUCCUCCUCCUCCCAGCAGCAACAGCAGCAGCAACAGUUUCACCAGCAACUGGACAAACCCAAGACCAAAGGUAGUCCCAUGCGAAGUGAAACGCCUCGCCUCCAUUCACCUCUAACCGACUUGGGUCUCGAGAUGAGCAGCUACAAAAGGGAUUAUUCGCCCUCGCGUCUCUUUGCCGAUGACCUGGCCGAGUUGGUUGGAGCUGGCGGCGGAGGGGCAGCAAGUGUUUCCUCUUCAUCAUCGGCCACCACCACGGCGGCAGCAGCAGCAGCAGCAGCGGCGGCGGCGGCAGCGGCAGCAGCAGCUGUGGCAGCUGCAACAAGUGGCACAUCCGGAUCCGGUGGCGAUGCCAGCGGCAUCAAGGUAGAACCCAUAACCACCACCAGCGGCGAGUAAAAUCAAAAAAAAAAAAAAA
This is a messenger RNA of Drosophila willistoni, 3948 nucleotides long. It is a transcript of the gene bab1, whose product is annotated as protein bric-a-brac 1. The record is from RefSeq and is a predicted model, not a curated record. NCBI's taxonomy places the organism in Eukaryota, Metazoa, Arthropoda, Insecta, Diptera, Drosophilidae. Gene Ontology annotation, cellular component: nucleus. The coding region runs from base 633 to 3929 and encodes 1098 amino acids. Gene Ontology annotation, biological process: regulation of transcription by RNA polymerase II. The transcript is spliced from 4 exons. Gene Ontology annotation, molecular function: DNA binding; protein binding.